GAUGCGGCAAGUAAGUAGUAUCAUUGUAGAGGCUUUUCUACAUCUAAUAGCGACCCUUUACGGAUGCUGUAGUUCAUCCUUAAGGAGCGAGGAUGGAUCUCAUUCUGUAGAUGUACUUUCACCCCUUUUCUCCGGGGUUUGUUGUGAACGAAUGAAUUCCGUGCUGUUUGCUGGGCUCUUUGUAUUAAGCAGUGCUGUAUCGGGCGACAACAAAGGAAGAAUAGCUUGUGUAAAUGAAGUUGUUUUGGACAUUAGAGGAGUUAUAUUUGACUCAGCUGGUUUUCCUAAGUUGCUUUAUGUGUAUCCUCACCGCUUCCCGGUUGAAUAGAGCCAGUGUUUGUUGAAUUCAGAGGCUUUUCGAUGGUAAUCUGCCCGCUGUGAUCUUUAUAUUCAACAGAACUGAGGAUUUUCUCCGCGUUUUAGCGCAAACUCGGCUCCAACGUGAGGGCAAUGUAAAUAGGUCAAUUUUCUGCUCACAUACGGACUGUUACAGAGAAAGAAAAUUGUGACGCAGUUGAGUAAAACAUGUUUCAUUGCCUGCUGCAGCAGCGCUGUCCGGCUUUGCGGCAGCUACACCAGCUGUUGCAAAUCCUCUGCGCUAUGCUAAUGUGCCUGUUAGCAUAGGAAGUUAGAUUUAUAUGAAACGAUGUAAAAUGCAUUCAGUCAGUUGGGGUAAAUGUUGGGGGGUAGAAGGGUCUGAAAGAAAGAGUUGGUUCCUUCAAGCUUGGGAAUUGUAGUUGUUAACCCCAGCUGGGGCUGCAGUUUGAACGGCUUCUUUAGAGGAAAUGGACUACAACUCCCAUACGGCGAACUCUCUAGAUACUUUGUAAACUCUGUGCAAGUUGCGCGUCUGCACUGCUAUUUUAGGUAUGCAGCUAGUGCUAUCUGCUCGGCUGUUUUCCGUCUGCUUUUGGCCUCUUGAAAUCUUUAAAAGCGUCUGUUUUUGGUGACAGCUGCUGAGCAACAAUGCACAGAUGACGUCUGUCGACGAGGUAGCAUGCACGCUGCUAUAUUUUAGAGUUGGUGUGUGUUUGGAAGAACGCAGAGAGUCACUCCCCGAGUCGUGUCAGAUAUUUGCUGUCGUUCUCUGAAACCUGAAAGUAGAAAUCAGAGGAGAGAGUUUAAAGCUGUGUAGAGAUGCAGAGAUCACUUACAAACAUUGAGAUCCUGUGUUCUUCUUUGUGCUAAGAUGAUGUCACCUUCUCGUACCCUUGCUCUCCUUGCAAGCUUACAAAUUUUCAGCUGAAUUCCCACUUGACUACCCUGGCCAGCAUCCAUAAGAUCCACCACACCUUGCACAGGCUGAACCUGACAGAGGACGUUGGGCAGGAAAGCCACCCUACAGCUUGUUGCUCCAGAGCCAUGCCUCCUAGGAAAAAGAGGAGACCUUCUGCUGGAGAUGACAUGUCAGCUAAGAAAAGUCGCCAAGACAGUGUUUUCAGGAAACACGAAACACCACAGAUCCGCGAGGAGGACACGUUUUCCAGUAAAAGAUGCUUGGAGUGGUUCUAUGAAUAUGCAGGUUGUGAUGAAGUGGUGGGUCCAGAGGGCAUGGAGAAGUUCUGUGAGGACAUCGGAGUGGAGCCGGAGAAUGUGGUGAUGCUAGUUCUUGCCUGGAAGCUGGAUGCUCAGAGUAUGGGCUACUUCACCCUCCAGGAGUGGCUGAGAGGCAUGGGCUCACUGCAGUGCGACUCCACGGAGAGGCUGAGGAACUCUCUGGACUACCUGAGAUCUGUCCUCAACGACAGCACCAGUUUUAAGCUCAUUUAUAGAUACGCCUUUGAUUUUGCUCGGGAAAAGGAUCAGAGGAGUCUGGACUUGAACACAGCGAAGUGCAUGCUGGGGCUUCUCCUGGGGAAGACGUGGCCUCUGUUUCCUGUGUUUAAUCAAUUUCUAGAGCAAUCCAAGUACAAAGUCAUCAACAAAGACCAGUGGUGCAAUGUUUUAGAGUUCAGCAGGACAAUCAACCUGGACCUCAGUAACUAUGACGAGGACGGUGCCUGGCCGGUUUUGUUGGACGAGUUUGUGGAAUGGUACAAAGAACGACAGAUGUCAUAGGCGCAGAGCAAAAAUAUGGAAAAAUACAACUGUGACAACAACGACUAUGAGAAACAACAACCAAUAAGUAAACAUUACAAAAACGGUAAAGCAGUGACUGUGGGUGCUUCCUGGUGGAGGAGAGGGUUCAGGCUGUGGGUGGGUCAGGGUGGGGUGCUCUGGGUUAGCAGCCUGAGAGCUUGCUGCCCAGCGCACGGAGGCGGAGAGCUGCCAUCGUGGAGAUAUGUCCCCUACUGAAGUUGCAUAGUGGGCAAGCUUGCGGCAAUCCCCGGCGGCAUCGCUCUCUCUCACUGUGACAUGUCAUAUUGCUGUCUGUGUUAAGAUAACGUGGUGUCAUACAUGGAUGAAAGGAGCAGAAUGGUGUUGUGUGGGAGAGCCACUCCUCAGUCCUUAUCUUCAGCACAGAGAAAACCGACAGACGUGACCAUUCAUGCUUUGUGUCUGAGUCUUAAACGGGGUCGUUUUGACCCGGGCACACUGAAACAUGGUAAAUCUGUGCAAUGAACUUGAACUUGAGCUUUUCUGGACGGAUGGCACUAACUUUUGUUUGUCAUGUUUUGAGUUAGGAGUUCUCCGAGAAGCACACUGUGUCAAACGGUUGAUCGCAGGUUUCUGAAGCCUGUGCUGUUUACUCUUGAUUUGUGCCAGUGAUUUCUUUCCCUCCAAUUUUGUUCCCUCCUGCUGUUUUGUUCCUGCUAAUGCUAACAGUUUGCUAGCCCCCCCCCCCCCCCCCCCUACAAAGGCCUCAGACCUCAUAACACCAAACAAUUCUGCAUUGCUGCUUACUAACUCUUAUUACAGUACAGCGGUGAGCCACUAGUGCUCAUUACAGCAUUUAUUGGUCUGACGAUCAGUGAAUGUUUCUGCGUUGUGUAGGUAAGAGUAUUACUGUGCCUCAAACAAUGGAAGUCACUUUGUGUGUCACACACACACUCACACAAAUGCACACACACAUGCACACCAACAAACCCAAAUGUAUAUACACAUGUACAAACACACACACACACAGACACAGACACACUGAGUGGUCAGGGAAUAUUUCAGGAUGAAUUCAGACUGUUGGGCUGUGUUAUAAGUUGACAUAGAACUAGCUGGUGUCCAUUUUGUCUCGAUAUGUGGCAUCUGUUGUCCUUAGUCCACUGUUAGUUUCAGGUCUCCUCUUAUUGUAGCAUCUCUCCCAACACUAACAGUGUUAAUGACUACAUUUGAAGACCAGUGACCCUCUCAGGACGAGGUCAUAAAGGCUUGAGUAGAAAGGUAGGUUUGCUGAGAGCAUUGCGUUUGUACCACCCAUAGGAUCUGAACAAAUCAACGGACACUGACAGUCUGGAGCUGUUUGAUGAUGCUAUGCUGUUCUUUUCGCCUAGUAUAAUGUUCUUGUAACACAUGUAUAAAUUUUUGUCUUUGGCUGUGGUGUGAUGCUGAUUUGUCAGAUUUAAUAUUUGCAUGCACGCUCCAACAGAGCCUUUUGUGAAUGGAUGAGAUUUUUUGAAAACAUUUUCCAAACACGUUUUCGUUUUGUACAGAAAUUUGUGCAACUGUUUUGUGCUCAAUUUGAUAUUCACAAUCAUGUCAUCUCAAGCCUGAGGAGAGUCAUGAUUGUGUCUAUUAAGACCUGGAACACACACCUGUAACCUCACGGUGGAACAGGAGUUCCCUCCUGCAUUUACCCCAUGUCCACAUUCUCACACAUUCUCACACAUCCCGUGACGCUCAAGCAAGAAAACAGAUUUUAUUUUAUUUAUUCAAAGAACACGACUCGUUUCCCAACUACUGCUCCUCCACACCGUCAUGACAAGCAUUAAACACUCAUUGGAAUUUUGUUGUGAAAACAAAACAUCAGCUCUCAUGCCAUUAAAACUCACUGCAGCUGCAACUGUAAUGAAAGCCUCUAUCAUCAUUACAAUGCCUCGACCAUCAGCAUUACAUCCCAGAUUGAAGUAGUUGUGGAUUGCUUACCAAAUACUGUGUAGAGAUCAAUGUUUUAGUAUUCUCCCAGGACAAUGCAGGAGGAUGAACAACCUUGUCCCGACUGUAUAUAUGUAUGUAAACAAUGUAAGUGUCUAUAUGUCUGUUUUCACUAUAACCUAUGUCUAUAUACAUAAAUAAAAGGGUUUAUUAACU
Molecule: messenger RNA, 4182 nt
Organism: Notolabrus celidotus (New Zealand spotty)
Lineage: Eukaryota; Metazoa; Chordata; Actinopteri; Labriformes; Labridae
Gene: dcun1d4
Product: DCN1, defective in cullin neddylation 1, domain containing 4 (S. cerevisiae)
Exons: 11
Coding region: 1363-2058 (231 amino acids)
Biological process (GO): protein neddylation; positive regulation of ubiquitin-protein transferase activity
Cellular component (GO): ubiquitin ligase complex
Molecular function (GO): ubiquitin-like protein binding; cullin family protein binding; ubiquitin conjugating enzyme binding
Source: RefSeq, a predicted model, not a curated record